This is a messenger RNA of Rotaria socialis, 762 nucleotides long. NCBI's taxonomy places the organism in Eukaryota, Metazoa, Rotifera, Eurotatoria, Philodinida, Philodinidae. The record is from the annotation of a GenBank genome assembly.
AUGAAUACUAAAAUUAUAAUAUUGGUCUUCUGCUCGAGUUUUAUAAAUAUUAUUUAUACAACAGAAAUAAAAGCAAAUAAAACACUUGAAAGUCUAUGCGACACAGUGUCUACCAAUAACAGUCUUCAGUACAAAAGCAAUCAAAGAAGAGAUACUAUCAUCGAACAAGAAUCAUCCCGUUCAAAAGUGGAUGAUCAAUAUAUUGUAGAAGAACAACAUGAAUCUAGCAAUGAAAAUGUUCACCAAAGCAAUAGCAACUUGGGUAAAGUUAUAAGACUUCCUGGUAGAACCAUUCGUAAUGGUAGAGGGAUCCGUGGCAGUAGUAGUAAUAACGGAGGUGUAAACCGUCCAACUACUUCUGUUAUACGAUUUCGUAAUACUCGUACAGGUGCAUCGAUUUCUCGUCCAAAUGGAUGGUUAUGGAGUCGAUCUCGAUUGGUAUUUCUUCCAUUGGCUACACUAUAUUUUCAUCGUUCUCGCUCAGCAAGUAAUAGAUACACAACACCACCUUCUACGCCACUCACUUAUUAUUAUUGUACAUCGAACGAUGGUUCUGUUGAAAUUCAAUGUAGUUCUAUGUAUGGUGAUACAUUAUGUUGUGAAGAUCAAACAAGUCAACAGCCAUUUUGUUGUGGCGGUGAUAUUCCAGAUGAUUUUGUCGAAGAUCCAAAUGGAGCAACGCGAAGACUAGCAAAAAUAUUUUACACCCUUACGGCGAUAACUUUGUGUAUCCAUUUGUUUCUAAGACGUCUUCGUCAAUAA